Molecule: messenger RNA, 517 nt
Organism: Piliocolobus tephrosceles (Ugandan red Colobus)
Lineage: Eukaryota; Metazoa; Chordata; Mammalia; Primates; Cercopithecidae
Product: protein SGT1 homolog
Exons: 5
Coding region: 95-502 (135 amino acids)
Molecular function (GO): protein-folding chaperone binding
Source: RefSeq, a predicted model, not a curated record
ACACACUCGAUUUUAACAAUGACUCAUUUUUAUGUAGAAGUCACAAAUAACAUGGAUGACGAUAUUUUUACAAACAGCGACCUGGCUGUUAUGAAUGAACUUAAAAAUAAAAAAAACAGUGAUGAAAGAAAAGGAAAUUAGAUACGACUGGGUACAAACAGAUAGUACAUUAUCUUUUACACUAUACAAGAAAAACACUGAACGGGAUAAAUUUUUAUAUUAUAUAAAAAAAAAUUACAUAUAUAUAAUUAUAAAUAUCAGUGACACAGAAAUAUACAAACUAGAAACAUAUUUGUUUGGUGAAGUAUAUCCAUCUAAUACUAAAAUUAAUAUAAGUCCAUUUAAAAUAGAAAUUGUCUUCGAAAAAAAAUUAAAAGAACAACACUGGACCUCCUUCAAAAGUAACGAACAAGGCUUAAUUUCAGAAAAUCAAAAAGGCAUUCCGAGUCCGUUUAGUAGAAGAAGUAUAAAAGAAUGGGAUAGCAUCACACAGGUAAAAUAACAAAAAAAAAAAAAA